This is a messenger RNA of Eremothecium sinecaudum, 1644 nucleotides long. It is a transcript of the gene LSB6, whose product is annotated as 1-phosphatidylinositol 4-kinase LSB6. The record is from RefSeq and is a predicted model, not a curated record. Gene Ontology annotation, cellular component: lysosomal membrane; fungal-type vacuole membrane; trans-Golgi network. Gene Ontology annotation, biological process: phosphatidylinositol phosphate biosynthetic process; Golgi organization; endosome organization. The transcript has a single exon. NCBI's taxonomy places the organism in Eukaryota, Fungi, Ascomycota, Saccharomycetes, Saccharomycetales, Saccharomycetaceae. Gene Ontology annotation, molecular function: 1-phosphatidylinositol 4-kinase activity. The coding region runs from base 1 to 1644 and encodes 547 amino acids.
AUGAAACAAGCUCUGCUUAAGCACCGUACUCCGCAGUAUGGUUUAGUAUCGAAUUCUAGUUAUGACUGGCUUCGGUAUCAGGAAGAGGAGCAAGAGCGGAUAAUGGUUAUAUUGGCAAAUGCCCGCCACCAACAACAUGCGUUUCUGAAAAGUGAUUUAAGGACUAGAUCGUCGUUUAUUUCAAGGUUGUGGAAUGAUGGUCUUGGAAUGCUACACUCCGGUAAGAGGGUGAGAGGAAAUAAAAAAUGUGUAAUUGAGUAUUCCGUGUUUCAGCCUGCGAUGACAUCUGCGGUGUCAGAGAUGGACUAUGAGGACCAGAGUGAAGACAGGUUUCAAUAUAUAGUUUCAAAUUGUAUUGAGGCUAUGAAGGAGGAGGGCAAUGAAUUGAAGCGGAUUCCUACUGGGUCCAGUGGUUCGUAUUUUGUGUAUGGCACGAGUGGCGAGAUCGAGGGGGUUUUCAAGCCGAAAGAUGAGGAGCCAUAUGGGCCACUGUCGCCGAAAUGGACAAAGUGGCUACACCGCACUUUCUUCCCCUGUUUUUUUGGACGCACUUGCCUGAUUCCAAACCUUGGAUACAUCUGCGAGGCAGCUGCAUCACUGCUGGAUCGCAGGCUUCACACAGGCCUAGUACCUCGAACUGACACUGUAGUCCUUGACUCCACAAGUUUCUAUGAUGCACGAAACCGCUGGUUUUGUGGAUUGACUAGCAGGAAACAGCGCAAGUUGGGAUCUUUCCAGCUAUUUCUGAACGACUAUGUAGGCGCAAAUGAGUUCUUCGAACGCUAUCCACUGCAUAUGACGCAACGUCAACUAGAUGAGGUGGAUGAUCUCGAGGCCGCGAGAUUCAGGUGGACACCAGACACCUUAAUGCAGUUACGACAGCAACUAGAGAAAUUGAUUAUUCUGGAUUAUAUUAUGCGCAAUACGGAUCGCGGUCUUGACAAUUGGAUGAUUCACCUGACAGAAACUUCAGAUGGCUGGAAGAUCCAGAUUGCCGCGAUUGACAACGGUUUAUCAUUUCCUUGGAAACACCCGGAUGAGUGGCGCUCAUAUCCCUACGGAUGGCUGUACCUCCCCCUGUCAAUAAUAAAUAAGCCUUUCUCCAAAGAAACCCGCGAACAUUUUCUUCCCAUCCUGCUAAGCACUGACUGGUGGGAGAAGUCGUACGAGGAAUUUUAUGAGCUCUUUAGUAGAGAUGCUGAAUUCCAAGAAAGGAUGUGGAAGAAACAAUGGAGCGUUAUGAAGGGUCAAGCAUUUAAUGUCCUAGAAACCCUGAAACAUCCUAACCAGGGACCACUGGAGCUGGUCCGCAGAACACGCUGCCUCGUCUUCGAUGAGAUACUGGAGGUCACCAGUCAAUACCUUCCACAAAACAUUAUUCGGUCGGCUAUUAAUGAAGAACUUGCGAUGGCCUCUUCUCCUAUGGUUUUAUCAUCUGUUCCUGAAGAAAGUGCAAUUAUAGGGUUUCAGCCUAUAACUGGCAAAAGGACUCAUGAGGAGCAGGAUCAAUCGCCUAUGGAUUAUUCAAGUCACGAUGGAUUUUCAAACUCAAGCAGCGCUUUAAACCAUGCUAAUACUAAGAAGGUUAUUGUAGAGAGGCUCCAAAUAUGUAACAGUAGGCCACCAGUAUUCACCUGGUUUUGA